AUGGCAGAAUCGACGCAGAUCUUUAUCAGGCUCGAUGAGGUUCUCUCGCUAUUCCGAGUUCGUAGCCAAGUGCCCUACUACCUGCAACUCAAGGCUGGUGUCGAACGGGCUAGCGGGAAGCGGUUCGCUAAGGUCGUGUCGUUCAAACGUGUAGUCCUCGUUGGAUACGCACUUCAGGGACGACUACUUCAAGUCGUGUUUGCGGCCGGUGGCCUCCUCGAGCUGGAGUGGCGCGAGGAAGAAUGUGAAGUCGACUCUAUGGGCACGAGCCCGCUUCGGCGUCUAGUCGUUAUCCAGAGAGAUGCCACUGGUGCUAUACUGACUAAGCGACUUGAUGCCAAGGAGGCGCUGGCGAGAGCUGACGUUGUUCGAACGCAGCUCGAGAAGCUUCUAGCGGAGCAGGUUAGCAAGAGAAGAAUUGUGGUAGCUGCCGAGUUUUACCCUGCUCCGCAGGAAAGGAGUUGCAGUGACCCGAAGAAGUUCCUCACUGAUGAGGCUGAUCCGGUGCCGCAAGCAGCAUUACCAAGCAACCCCUAUGAGGCUUCUCCGGCAGUAAGCUCGACACCGGUCCUCCGCGGUCGAGGAACACCGAGUCCAGAUGUGACGCCGCAGACGCCUUGUAGCCUAGUGCUCUCGGGAGUUCGAGCGAGGCGGCGAGAGAGGCUUGAAUUGAGUUCGUCUCCAUUUGUACCGGUUAUUCUUCCGCAGCUGUCCGAGCCCAUGACUCCAGCUCGUACUCCCUCCGUCCGAGACAACAUCCGGAGUCGAUCAGCGAGCAAGACGCCGGCUGAGCGACGGCAAGAGAUGAGGGAGAGGGUCCGGGCCAAGGAAGCAAAGGAGAAGGAAGAUGCACAAAUCUAUGAAGAGGACCUGAAAUGGCGCGAGCUACUCAGCUUCUUCGAGCUUCUGUCUUCAAUCGUAUCAGAGCUCAGUCGUCUUUUCUUUAUGAGAGGGCAUCCCUCGAUGAAGCUACAAGACGUGGUGAAGCACUUCAUGUCGGCCAAUGGCGGUGGGCGACGGUACAAGGCACUUGGGACUCGAGUCAUGGAGGACUAUCUUCGGCAGACGGCUGACUUAGCGCCGGAAUGGAUCAAGAUCGUUCAUAGCACGAUCGAUAAUAGAACGGAGAUGCUGAAGAUGAACAUGUCGGCAAAAUCCAAGGCCGUCCUCAGCAAAAUUAAGGAUAAAAAGGAAGCGUUGACCGCCGAAUACACCGAGUGGCAGUCGAAGCUUCCGACAUCUCCACGACUUAUACCUUCAACCGGCGGAUAGUCAGCACACUACCAA
Perkinsus marinus ATCC 50983 is the source of this 1287-nucleotide messenger RNA. RefSeq lists its product as hypothetical. The record is from RefSeq and is a predicted model, not a curated record. NCBI's taxonomy places the organism in Eukaryota, Perkinsozoa, Perkinsida, Perkinsidae. Bases 1 to 1272 code for a protein of 423 amino acids. The transcript is spliced from 9 exons.